Pangasianodon hypophthalmus (striped catfish) is the source of this 4918-nucleotide messenger RNA. RefSeq names its product upstream binding transcription factor (gene ubtf). The transcript is spliced from 21 exons. Bases 718 to 2934 code for a protein of 738 amino acids. The record is from RefSeq and is a predicted model, not a curated record. NCBI's taxonomy places the organism in Eukaryota, Metazoa, Chordata, Actinopteri, Siluriformes, Pangasiidae.
GAGGGUUUUUGGUGUAGCAGCAUUGCCGGGCAUCCCCAUCCCCAUCCCCCCGGGCCCUCUGCAUAAGGAUCACACAGAAACCUCAUCAAAAUCGACUGCAUUAAUUUAUUAAUGAGGCUAUAAAAGAAUUCCAAGCACAUGAAGAAAUCAGUUAAAAAAAACAGAUGCAUGGGUUGCUGACAUUUCGGUUUUAUUUGCUCACUCUCCGUUUCGAAGGCGCGAUCAUCAGUCAUCUCGUGCAACCGGAGGAACGAAAAGGGUCCCUGCGCUCGAGCUUGGGUGGAGGGAAGGGAAAGGAAGGGAAGGGAAAGGAAGGAGCAGACAGAUCGAAAAUGCGGGAUGUCUGUCUCUCUCUCUCUCUCUCUUGGAAAAGAGAAAUGGUCGGAACGAACGAGAGGGUCGGAGCGCGCGCGCUGACUGGAAAAGGGGGAGAGAGGGAGAGAGAGAGCGCGCGCGAGAGCGAGAGAGAUGGAGGCGGGGGGGAAAAAAGUCUCGCGGCUCUGCGGGGACUGGAGGAGCCUCGUGCCCUGGACCGGCGGCGCGCGGCUGGCCAACGUUCAACCCUCCCCUCGUUCCACACAAGCAGUUUCCAACCACGCGCGCGCUGCGACAGGUCGAACUCGCCGCCGCCUGUUUCUUCUUCUUCUCCUCCUCCUCAACAACAACCACCACCACUGCUGGGUUAAAAACUGAUUACCUGAGAAGUGAUAUUCGAGAAUGAAUGGAGGCAUGGAUUCCACCAGUAAAGAGCCAGCUGCAGUUUGGGCCCAGGAUGAUUUGCUGAAGCUCCUGGAUGCCAUGAAAGUAAAUCUGCCAGAGAAAGACCUGACCAAGUAUAAGACGACUGAAGCUCAUCUGAACUGGGAGAAGGUUGCUUUUAACACGUACUCAGCUGAGAUGUGCAAACAGAAAUGGCUUGAGGUCUCAAAAGAGAUCCGUAAAUUCCGCACACUGACAGAGUUAAUUGUGGAUGCUCAAGACUACAUCAAGAAUCCCUACAAAGGCAAAAAACUGAAGAAACACCCAGACUUCCCCAAGAAGCCACUGACACCAUACUUCCGCUUCUUCAUGGAAAAGAGAGCAAAGUAUGCUAAACUUCACCCGGAGAUGAGCAAUCUAGACCUUACAAAGAUCCUUUCCAAAAAGUAUAAGGAGCUGCCUGAACGUAAAAAGGAGAAAUAUGUGAAUGAUUUUCUCAAAGAAAAGGAAGCUUUUGAGCUUAACAUGUUAAAGUUCAAAGAGGAGCAUCCAGACCUGCUGGAGAAUACAAGCAAGAAAGCAUCCAAUGUACCAGAGAAACCUAUGACUCCACAGCAGCUGUGGUACAACCAUGAGAAAAAAGCAUACCUCAAAAUUCACCCUGAGGCCACCACCAAAGACAUUAAAGACAGUCUGGGGAAGAAGUGGACACAGCUUCCAGAUAAAAAGAGACUGAAGUGGAUCACCAAAUCUCUGGAGCAGCAUAAGCAGUAUGAGGAGACGAUGCGGGAGUUCAUUCAGCAACACCCUCAACUGAACUUGACUGAAGAUGAUAUUGUCAAGACUACUUUGACCAAAGCAGAAAGACAGCUGAAGGACAAGUCUGAUGGGCGACCAGGCAAACCGCCAUCGAAUGGUUACUCAAUGUUCUGUGCUGAGCUUAUGUCUGGCAUGAAAGAUGUUCCAAGCACUGAGCGCAUGGUCAUGUGCAGCCAGCGCUGGAAACUACUCAAACAGAGCGAGAAAGACGCUUAUCAGAAACGCUGUGAGCAGAAAAAGAAAGAAUAUGAAGUUGAGAUGAACCGAUACCUGUGUAGCAUUUCAGAGGAAGAACAGCAGAGAAUCUUGGCAGAGCAGAAGAUGGUGGGAUUUAAAAAGUCCACUGGCGGCGCCAGCCCCGGUCCCAAAAAGAACUCUAAAGCAAAGAGUAGUCCUGUUAAGCCAAAGCGACCGAUCUCUGCCAUGUUCAUUUUUGCUGAAGAAAAGAGGCAGAAACUUCAGCAGGAGAGGCCUGACUUGUCUGAUAGUGAACUCACCAGACUUCUGGCCCGCAUGUGGAAUGACCUCUCAGACAAGAAGAAGGAAAAAUACAAGAACUUGGAGGCAGUGCUGAAAGCAGAGUCAGAGAAACGAGGGAAAGAGGAGCAAAACAAGCUGCCGGACCCACCCAAGACCGCACAGGAAAUUUGGCAGCACAAUGUCAUCGGUGAUUACUUGGCCAGAUUCAAGAAUGACCGGCCAAAGGCCCAAAAAGCCAUGGAGGCCGCGUGGAACACCAUGGAGAAGAAGGAGAAAAUCAUGUGGAUCAAAAAGGCUGCAGAGGACCAGAAGAGAUAUGAGAGAGAGCUGAGUGAGAUGCGCUCUCCUGCUGGGGUUGUUGCCUCAGGGAAGAAGAUGAAAUUUGAAGGAGAGCCCAAAAAGCCACCAUCAAAUGGCUAUCAGAAGUUUUCUCAGGAAAUGCUGUCUAAUGGGGAGCUGAACCACCUGCCCAUGAAAGAGCGUAUGACUGAAAUCGGCAGCCGCUGGCAGAGCCUUCCGCAGAAAGAGAAAGACCGCUACAAGAAAAUUGCAGAGGAGAAACAGAAGCAAUACAAAGUGCAGCUUGAGCAGUGGCUAGCGAGCUUAUCAUCUCAAGAGAGAGCUGCGUAUAAGGAAUACAAUUCCUUGAAAAGGAGAAGCACAAGUAAACCAGGUGGUACCAGUGCUAAACAGAAAGCCAAGGCCAAGACCUCAGAUGAAGAAGAAGAUGAAGAUGAUGAAGAGGAGGAGAAGGAGUCUGAGGAGGGAUCAUCCAGCGCAGAGGAGAGUGAAGAAGGGGAUGAUGACGAAGAUGAAGACGAUGAUAAUGAGGAUGAGGAUGAAGAGGAUGAAGAGGCAGAGGAUAAGGAGAAUAAAUCAGAGAGCAGCAGCAGUGCGUCCAGCUCGGAGGAUUCCUCUGAAUCUGACUCUGAGUGAUGGGGAGCUGGAGCAGAGCGAGCCCUCAGACUGCCACAGACCCUGUGAACUGAGCCAUGAGGCAGAGCCUUGGGCCUGCAGUGCAUUCCUCCAGCCACCAGGGGGAGCACUUUCCACUGCACCACCACGUCCAUUUGCAUCACUCACACACCACCUUUUGCUUUAGCCUCCCCUACCCGCCCCCUUCUCCAGCUUGCCUGAUGAGUUUAUUGAGGACUGAGAGGAUUCCUAAAUUCCCCAUGGGUAACACACAUCUGUAACAUCAGCAGAGGUUAAAUGAUCCCAUGAGUGAUUAUUUUAAUAUCUAUGGGAUUUAAAACAAUUUUCUUACCAUCACACUUCGUGGCAUUGUUUUGAAGCGUUGUUGAAUGAAGGCUUUGGUUUCUUUUUCAGUCUUUUUGGGGGGAUUGAAGGACCCAUGAGCCAAAGAAGCUCAGUGAGUUCCUUUGAGGGGGUGAAGCAAACCAAAUGAUUCUCCUCUCUCCUCCUCUCUAUUCUCUACAUCUGCAUCACAGUUUUGUUUUUUUCGUUUUCACCCUGUCCUCCUAUAGUGGUGUAAUUUUGCUCUUUGGUUCAUGAUGUGGUAACUUCAGGAACAAUGAAGCAAAUUAUUAUUAUUUUUUUUCUUGAAUGUCAGUCCAUGUAGAUUGCGUGUAAAUAAGCCGCCAUCUCCUGUGCUUGUUAGGUGUUGGAGCUUGGAGCUGCUCCAUCCAUGUUUUCUUUCCCCCCCCUUUGUAUAAAUGGCAGAGAUUCCUCAUUUUGUGUUGGAUUUUAACAAUUCUCAAAUGAUUGCUUUAACUUUAAAGACAUUUGAUGAGUCUUUAUAAUAAAAAAAUAGCAAGAAAAGGUUAUAUUUUGCCCAGAUGUGGUACAGUUUUUAGAGGAAUCUCCUCCCCAAAACCCUGUGUGUAACAGAUUAUUAGUGAGGAUUAUAAUUGGUGUUGGUUUGUUCAGUCCGACUUCUGUUUUCCUUUUUUUUUUUUUUUUUUUUUUUUUAAAUGUUGCUUUGCAGGGCUACAAAUUUCCUUUUAAAAAAUAGUUUGUUUUAACUAUUGGUUUAUUUUAAAUGUCUAGUAUGUAUGAUUUUUUUUCCUUGCACUUAUCCUGAAAAGCCUCAUCAGCUGACUGUCCUCUCAGUGUUCCUGAUGUCCCAUACCCUUUAACCUCUUUGUAUUUUUAUAGUCACUGAUGCAUUCUGAUACGCACCAGCUCAAGGAAUGUAAACAAAUGUUUUAUUUAACAGAGGAGAGUUCCUUUAUGUUAUGUAUAUAUGAACAGUUUGGGGUAGCUGUUUUUUUCCCCCCCUCUCAUCUGUGCCCUGUGUGUUUAAAAAAAAAAAAAAAAAAAAAAAAGAAAAAAAAUCAUUGCAAAAAAAUUUUAAGAGUUUGCUAGUUUUUGAGCUUCUGUGUGCACACCACUCGGAUCACUGGUGUCUGUCAGUAGAAGACCCAGAGAUAUUACGUCAGUUCCCCUUCGAAAGAACAAGACAUGAUGUAGUGUGUGUGUGUCUUAUAUAUCCCGCUGAAUGAACUGCUUAUUUAUAAUGUUUGUUGAGGAACAUAGCAGGUAUGGAACCCACUGUAGAAUUAGAAGUGAUGACUAGAAGUGAUGAGAUCAGUGCAGAUGGAUAUGGUUCACUGCUGUUGUAUGGUAAUUGUAAAUAUGACUUCUUUUUUUUUUUUUUUUUAAUUUGUAUUGAGUGAACAUGGUUUAAUUUGUAUUUUCAAUUGACCGAGCUUCCCUAGGCGGUGCUUACAGAGGCCACUGGUCUGGAUUAGUUUGUCAUUUGCUCUGAGGAGGGAAAAUUUUAAAUUUAUGUUUUAGUUUUUAUACCCCUCAGCUAUUUGUUUAUUUGUAGAAAUGACAAAAAAAAAAAGAAAAAGAAAUUUGUACUGCUAAUUUGGAACAUUUGGAUGUUUUCUAUAGUCAGAGGUGUUAUAUUCCUGGAAUAUACCAUUUGAACAAAUAAACCUGUCUUUAGCAA